AUGGAUUUCUCCAAAUUUCUGGCGGACGAUUUUGACGUUAAGGACUGGGUGAAUGGCGCUUUUAAAGUGGCGCAGAAAGACGCGCCUGGGAAAGCGGACGCGCAUGCCGCCACUCUAGUCAUGAAACUCCAGCUCUUUAUACAAGAGGUCAACAACUCUAUAGAGGAGAGCAGUAACCAGGCUUUGCAGAAUAUGCCGCGUGUGUUACGGGAUAUUGAGGCUCUGAAACAGGAAGCAUCUUUCUUAAAAGAUCAGAUGAUAAUGGUCAAAGAGGACAUCAAGAAGUUUGAACAGGACACAGUGAAGUCUAUGCAGGUUCUGGUGGAGAUUGAUCAGGUGAAAUCUCGGAUGCAGUUGGCAGCUGAGGCUCUGCAGGAAGCUGAUAAAUGGAGCACGCUCAGUGCAGACAUCGAGGAGACCUUCAAAACACAGGACGUAGCUGUUAUCUCGGCUAAGUUAGCAGCGAUGCAGAGCAGUCUGACAAUGCUAGUGGACACUCCAGACUACAGUGAGAAGUGUGUGCAGCUGGAGGCCCUGAAGAACCGUCUGGAAGCUCUGGCCAGUCCGCAGAUAGUGGGCGCAUUCAACUCACUGUCUAUAGACCAGGCCAAGCUGUUUGUUGGAGUCUUCUCUGAGAUGGAUAGAAUGCCUCAGCUGCUGGCGUAUUACUACAAAUGCCACAAGGUACAGUUGUUGAGUGUGUGGGAGAGCGUGUGUCAGUCAGACUCUCCGCUGAAGCAGCAGCUCUCAGAGUUCUAUGACACACUGCUGUCAACAUGGCACACACAACUUCAGUGGAGCAGCCAGGUGUUUAAGAAUCCGUACGAAGUGGUGACAGUUUUGAUGAUUCAGACUUUGGCUGCCAUGGUUCCAUCCAUCCCAGAAUGCAUCUCAGUGGCACUAGAACGUUGCCAGGGAGACAGUCGCCUUGACAGCCUGCUGGAGCUCCAUCAGACAGCAGCAAAUUUCAGUCGCAGUCUGGAGACAGCCAUGCUGCCGCACCUCGGUGAGUGUAACCUGUUAAAGGUGGCAGAGCUGGUAGCAUGUGUGUAUUCUCCAUAUAAAAGUUACCAGCUGCAGUACGGAGAACUGGAGGAGACAAACUUACUGAUCCAGCUCAGUGCAGUGCCACUGGAGCGCGGAGAGGUGUUGGACUGUGUGUUGGAGCUCACACACUCUGUACAGAAGGUGUUUGGUUUGGCUGCUGCAGCUGUGGAUCGGUGUGUAAGACUGACGGAUGGUCUGGGUGUGUGUGGACUCAUCAAAGCAUUGCGGGCUCUGUUCAGCAAGUAUGUGUCAGAUUUCUCUGUAACUCUACAGUCAAUCAGGAGGAAGUAUAAACUGGAGGACACGCCCACCUCUGAAGUGUUCAGUGAAGACUGGACAGCUUUCCAGAAUUCAGUCAGAAUCAUUGCGACCUGUGGGGAGCUCCUGAGGCAGUGUGGAGCAUUUGAGCAGCAGCUGUCAAACAAGAUUUUGGGCAAAGCGGGGCGUUUCCUGUGGGAGGGGUUUAACCCAAGGAGUCUGAGUGGUCUGCAGGAGGGGCUGUCUGAGAGGCGGGGCCAGAAGAAUCCAUGGCAGGAAUAUAAUUAUCUCCAGGGCAGCACUGUAGAGUUCAACAACCUACUGGAGACACUCCACUCAAUGAAGGAGAAAGGAACUGGUAACUCCAGUCUGUUGGCUGAUACUCGCUCUGCUCUGACUCGACUGAACCAGCAGGCCAAUCAACUGGCCUUUGACUCCGUCUUCCUACAGAUAAAACACCAACUCUGCCUCCUCAGCAAACCACAGUCCAGAGGUGCUGAUUUGGGAGAAACACUCACUGAGGAUUUGCCCACGUUCAGUCUGUCACCCCAGGAAUACAUCACUAAUAUCGGUCAGUAUAUCAUGUCUCUGCCGUUGCAUUUGGAACCAUUUGUCACUCAAGAGGAUCCAGCGCUGGAGCUCGCACUUCACACCGGGAAAUUACCUUAUCCCCCAGAGUCAGGUGAUGAUGUGCCAGAGCUGGAGAACACUGCUGACUAUUGGCUGGGUUCCAUUGCCAGGGCAACCAUGCAGACCUACUGUGAUGUCAUCCUGCAGAUUCCAGAACUGAGUCCACAUGCCACCAAACAGCUUGUCACUGAUAUAGAUUACCUGAGUAAUGUCAUGGAUGCCCUGGGUCUGCAGACAUCUAGAACUCUUCAGAACAUUGUCAGUCUUCUUCGUGCCAAACCGGACGAUUUUCGCUCCACCGCCAAACCCCUCCCCCGACGCCUGUCCUCCUCCAUCGCAGCCAUGAGGGGCCUGGAGCACUGAGGGAUGGAGGGAGGGAUGGAGGGAGGGAUGGAAAGAUAAAACGAGUGUACUUAACACAGCGGUGUUAGGUUCCAGACUGAAGAGUGGAGGUGAAGGCGGUGGCCGUUUGAGGGGGUGUAGGGUAAACAUUGGGACAGUGACAGGGGAGGGCCCCAGACACCCGUACACACUACAGAACCAUCAGGCUUUGGGCUUAAAACCCCCCCCACUCCCCUCUUAUUUUGGGUCGCCUUGCUUCGCCCCUUUGCCUUUCUCUCUCCACCCUCUCGACUUCACUUUGGGAUUAUCUAAUCUGGGUUUUCAGUGCUGUAUCUCACUUUCUGACCGGUUAUUUUUCGUAUUGGAGGAUUUGUAUACUAAUGCCCAAUG
Chanos chanos (milkfish) is the source of this 2667-nucleotide messenger RNA. RefSeq names its product component of oligomeric golgi complex 7 (gene cog7). Gene Ontology annotation, cellular component: COG complex. Gene Ontology annotation, biological process: retrograde vesicle-mediated transport, Golgi to endoplasmic reticulum; intracellular protein transport; Golgi organization. Lineage: Eukaryota; Metazoa; Chordata; Actinopteri; Gonorynchiformes; Chanidae. The record is from RefSeq and is a predicted model, not a curated record. Bases 1 to 2298 code for a protein of 765 amino acids. The transcript is spliced from 17 exons.